This is a messenger RNA of Chenopodium quinoa (quinoa), 2925 nucleotides long. Its product is annotated as pentatricopeptide repeat-containing protein At3g58590. The transcript has 4 exons. NCBI's taxonomy places the organism in Eukaryota, Viridiplantae, Streptophyta, Magnoliopsida, Caryophyllales, Amaranthaceae. Bases 133 to 2439 code for a protein of 768 amino acids. The record is from RefSeq and is a predicted model, not a curated record. Gene Ontology annotation, molecular function: RNA binding; protein binding. Gene Ontology annotation, biological process: RNA modification.
CUUUUGCUGAAUUCAAAGGAAAUUGUUGCUCCCCCUCUCUUCUCCAUUGAAAGCAUACUCUGAGUUUUCCAUUAAAGCAGCUCUUGAGCUUUCUCUCUCCUCCAUUGAAGUAGCUUCAUUCUGAGGUUGUACAUGAUCAUCUCCUAUAUACCAAGCGCAAGCCUCCGAAAAUCUUUGUGCUCUGUAUUGUUGAAAUUACCUUGUUCUUCUACUGCUAAUUUAAGGCAUUGUCAAUUGUUCAGUACACUCCAACAUACUUUAAUUGGAUACCAAGAUGAACAGCUUCAUGAUUUCCUGCAUAAAUGCACUAAAGCUGCAACCCUCAAAGCAGUACAAUCCUUACAUGCUCUUACCAUUACUCUGGGUUCAUAUGCUAGACAAUCAACCUACUUUGCUAAUAACAUUAUCUCUUUGUAUGCUUCUUUCCAUGAGUUACAGAGUGCACAUAAGGUAUUUGACAAAAUACCCCAAAAGAACUUGGUCUCCUACAAUGCUUUAAUGAGUGCAUAUAGUCGCAAUGAACAGGUGGAUGAUGCUUGGGAACUCUUUUCUUGUAUGUGGAUUUGUGGUUUUAGACCGACCCAAUUCACUGUUGGUGGUCUUCUCUCUUGUUCUUCUUUGGACUUGAAGAGGGGAUUUAUUUUACAUGGGUUAAUGUUGAAGAAUGGAUUGCUAUUUGCUGAACCUCAUGCUGGGACUGCUUUAAUUGGUAUGUUUGGCAGACAUGGGUGUAUUGACAAGGCUGUUCGAGUUUUUGAAGAUAUGCCUCACAAGAGUCUGGUCACAUGGAAUUCUGUUAUAUCUUUGCUAGGAUAUCAUGGGUUCAUGGAAGAAUCUAUGCUUUUAUUUCGUGAGAUGAUGAGGGCAAGUUAUAAGCUUUCCGAGGGCUCUAUAGUUGGUUUACUGUCUGGUUUUACGGGAGAAAAGCCGCAAGAAUUAGGACAACAAGUGCAUAGUCUAGUUAUUAAAACUGGUUUAACUCAUGAAGUUUCUACCUCAAAUUCCCUUCUCAACAUGUGUGUGAAAUGCAUGAACUUUUCUUUGGCUGUAAAAAUGUUUGAGGAGAUGCCAUUUCGUGAUGUUGUGACAUAUAAUACCUUGAUUGGGCCGUUGGCGAGAAGUGACAGUCCUGGCAGGGGAUUAGAGCUGCUCUGUCAUAUGCUCUGCGAAGGGAUUUUGCCUAACAAAACUACUUAUGUUGGCGCUAUCAAUUGUUCGGCCAAUCUGCGGAUACAACUGUGUGGAGAUUAUGUCCAUUCUAAGGUUAUAAAAAACUCAAUGAAAAAUUAUGUUUCUGUGGGUAGUGCAUUGGUUGACUUCUAUGGGAAGUGCGAUAUGUUAGUUUGUGCUCGACGGUGCUUUGAUGAAAUAUGUGAUAGAAAUGUUGUUUCAUGGAACAGCUUGAUUGCAGCUGUCACUUCUAAAAGUCAGAGCAGCUCUUUAUCUUUAUUUCAAGAAAUGUUUCAGUUUGGUUAUUGUCCUAACGAGUUUACAUUUUCUGCGGUGCUGAAAGUAUCUUCUGUCUUUGAGCUGCAACAGGUCCAUUGUUUGAUUAUAAGAACGGGAUACCUUCAACAUGAGUAUGUGUUUAGCUCGCUGAUUACCUCGUAUGCCAAAAAUGGACUAAUAUCUGAUGCAUUACUCAUUGCCAAUUCUGCGGAGACACCAAUUCCAGUGGUUUCCUCCAAUGUCAUAGCUGCUGCUUAUAGUAGAAAGGGAGAGUCUGAUAAAUCUAUGGAGAUCCUCUCUAAGCUGGAUGAACCUGACAUUAUUUCUUGGAACAUUCUAGUGUCUACUUGCUCUCAUAAUGGCUAUCAUACGGAAGCAUUUGAAGUUCUUAAGCACAUGCUGGAACUACAAAUUUAUCCUGACAAUUAUACAAUCGUGAGUGUCCUGUGUAGUUGCACCAGUCUGCGCUGCCUUGCUUUUGGUAUUUCCAUCCAUGGUCUCCUAAUUAAGUCCAACUUUGAACGUUGUGACACAUUUGUUUGCAACACCCUAAUAGACAUGUAUGCAAAAUGUGGAUGUGUUGAAGAUUCGGUGAAAGUCUUUGAUGCUACACAAGAUAAGAACCUUAUUACAUGGACUACUAUAAUUUCUGCUCUUGGGCAUCAUGGCUUUGUAUUACAGGCCUUGGAAAGGUUUAAGGAAAUGGAGCUCCUGGGAAUCAAGCCAGAUACUGUAUCAUUUGUGGCUGUGCUUUCAGCAUGCAGACAUGGAGGCUUAGUUGAAGAAGGAAUGGCGCUCUUUUCACGAAUGCAAAGGUUAUAUGAUCUUGAGCCAGGGAUGGAUCAUUAUCAUGGUGUGGUGGACCUAUUAGCUCGUCAUGGGCAUUUAAAGGAAGCAGAGCAAGUGAUCGCUAGCAUGCCAUUCCCUCCAAAUGCUCUUAUAUGGCGUAGUUUCCUAGAAGGCUGCAAGAGACAUGUUUCUAACAAUUAAAAAGUAUGAAACUGACAUAUGCUUAUGAAUAUUGAUCUGAGUGUGUAAAUGGUGAAAACACUGUAGCAGCUACAUGCACCUGAAGAUCACAUGAAAUUUGUUGCUUUUCAUGUUGGUCUUCCUCCUUUUCUCCCACUAUGUCCUCAGCACUAUAUAUCUCCCCUUUCACACUGCUUCUCUCGUUACCAUCUUCUUUCUCUCUGCUAAUUUCCUCUCAAUUGAAGAACAAAUCCAGAAAUAACAGUGAGAGUGAUCAAGAAUAUGAAGACAGUAACGGUGCACAAGCCAAUUCAAGCUUUUGAAUUUGAUGGAAAUCGCUUUUAACUUCACAACAUAUCUCCUCUCACACUGUCAUUCUUCUGCCAUACUUACCACACCAUUGAAGAUCCUUCUAAUGGCUUAGAACCUGGCGUCCACUUAUGCUCGGUUGAGAUGACAGUGAAGUGAACAGGACCUUGUUCAAUGGAGUACCAAGGCUUAUCUUUU